AUGGCCAGCCCUGUGGAUGCAUCCUCAACAGGCCAUGCCAGUGGGCUGGGUCCCCACCGGAGAAAGCGGACCACUUUCAGCAGAGGGCAGCUGCUGGAGUUGGAGCGGGUGUUUGCAGCCCGGCCCUACCCUGACAUUGGCACCCGUGAGCACCUGGCCCGGGUCACCUGCCUUCCUGAGGCCAAGAUACAGGUGUGGUUCCAGAACCGCCGGGCCAAGAGAAUCAAGAAUACGAAGGCAGGAGGCCUAAGCCCGAGGCCAGAGCCCCCCCCGAGAGCCCGUUCUCUUCCAGACACCCUCCAGCAGUCCCGGGAGCCCCGAAAACUAGGCCAGCUCCCGCCCUCCAACAGCACGCCUCAGUGUGCCUCACUGUGUAGACAUGCCUCCUGCUCAGCUCCUGGCUUGGGUCCAGGGCAGAGCCGGGCAGGGGCUAAAGCUGUAGCCCCAUGGGGACCAGCUGGGGCUUCAGCGACCCACCUUUCUUCAGAACGAGCUACUCCCCAGACCUCGUUGGGCAGCCUGUCUGACCUCAUCUAUGCCUCAGCCAUUGUCACCAACCAGGACCACUCCUAA
Messenger RNA from Prionailurus viverrinus (fishing cat), 573 nucleotides. RefSeq names its product SEBOX homeobox (gene SEBOX). Gene Ontology annotation, molecular function: DNA binding. The transcript is spliced from 3 exons. Bases 1 to 573 code for a protein of 190 amino acids. Lineage: Eukaryota; Metazoa; Chordata; Mammalia; Carnivora; Felidae. The record is from RefSeq and is a predicted model, not a curated record.